AUGGAAAAUGGGUUAAUUGCGAUGUUUGAGUUAGGAACAUUGGGAGCCGGGAAUCAUUAUGGUGAGGUACAAGUGGUUGAUGAAAUCUACGACGAAUAUGCAGCUAGUAAAAUGGGCAUCGAUCGUGUGGGGCAAGUUUGUGUUAUGAUUCAUUGCGGUAGCCGUGGUUUGGGACAUCAGGUUGCCACCGAUUCGUUGGUUGUUAUGGAAAAAGCAAUGAAAAGAGACAAAAUCAAUGUGAACGAUCGUCAGCUGGCCUGCGCAAGAAUCAAAUCUGCGGAAGGUAGAUUUCAUUUUGUUCGAGAACCACUGAAUUUCAUUCGUAGAAGCAUUUUGUUGUCCAAGCAUUACACGUAG
Messenger RNA from Gongylonema pulchrum, 357 nucleotides. Lineage: Eukaryota; Metazoa; Nematoda; Chromadorea; Rhabditida; Gongylonematidae. The record is from the annotation of a GenBank genome assembly.